Clonostachys solani is the source of this 1233-nucleotide messenger RNA. The record is from the annotation of a GenBank genome assembly. Lineage: Eukaryota; Fungi; Ascomycota; Sordariomycetes; Hypocreales; Bionectriaceae.
GGCCCCGUAUACCUCUGCGGCGCCCGAGAGGUUAUGGAGGCUGACAUUGGGCCGCAUUCGCUCGACCAGAAACUCUGGGAACCGGUUGAGCUAGGUGGACUACCGACCAAGGCGGCUGCCAAUAUUGCUGGGGCCCUCGCUGGGGCCGAGAGACCUCUGCUUAUAACAGGAUAUUCUGGGCGCAACCCCAAAAUCCCCGGGGCGCUUGUCGAGCUAGCAGAUACUAUCAAGGGGCUCCGUGUGCUGGAUAUGGGCGGGAGCGACAUGAGCUUCCCUGGGAAUCACCCAGCCUGGCUCGGUCUUCGAUAUGGCUCACACGAAGAGAUAACCAAGGCAGACGUGAUUUUAGUGCUGAACUGUGAUGUGCCGUGGAUCCCAAUACUGUGUAAGCCAAGAAUCGAUGCAAAGAUCUUCCAUAUUGACGUUGAUCCGCUGAAGGAGUUAAUGCCCCAUUUCUAUAUCCAGGCUAAGACUCGCUACAAGGCCGACGCCCUCACUUCAGUCGAGCAAAUCACCGCCAAUCCCAAAGCCUCCAAGUCUUUGGCGGCCAUGGAUCAGUCUUCUGUCGAGGCUAAGCGGCGAGAGGCCUUUGAGGCCAAGAUUGCAGGCAUCGAAAAAGUAUCUGAGCCUCAGAGCGAUGACCGCUUCGGCACAGGCUUCCUGAGCAAGGUACUACGUAGAAUUUGUCCUGGGGAUACAAUUUGGGCACAUGAGGCCGUGACCAAUACCGGGUUUGUCCACGACAACAUCCGGCCCACCAAGCCGCUGUCUUUCAUCAACUGCGGGGGGGGGGCGGCCUUGGCUGGUUCGGUGGCGCUGCACUGGGCAUCAAGCUGGCAAGUGAUGCUGAAGCUGGUGGCGAGGGCAAGGGCAAGAGACGGGACGCAUCUCUUCUCGGUACCGGGCAGCGUGUACUGGAUCUCACAGCGGUACAAGAUUCCCGUGUUGACCAUUGUCCUCAACAACAAAGUUAUGAUGGAACGCGCCUCGCAAAUCAAGGCUGCUGGUCCACCCCAACGGCCUUGCCGCAAGGGCGACCAACGAGGAGAUCAACAUUUCGUUCGAGCCUGUUCCAGACUAUGCAGGCAUCGCCAAGGCCGCCGGAGGGGGGCAAUCCAUGCAAUGAGGGUGGAGAAAGCUGCGGAGCUCGAGGUGGUACUCAAGGAGGCAGUGGCCACGGUGCAGGCGGGCACGACGACGGUGGUGGAUUGCAAGGUUUCCUCCGAUUGCUGA